This is a messenger RNA of Funneliformis geosporum, 783 nucleotides long. The record is from the annotation of a GenBank genome assembly. Lineage: Eukaryota; Fungi; Glomeromycota; Glomeromycetes; Glomerales; Glomeraceae.
AUGUACUUGACCAAAGAACUGGGCAAAAGAUCGAAAGGUUCUGAUAAAACAUACUAUGCUGCGGUUGAAGAAUUAUGCACAAAUUAUAUUGUACAAUUUGGUGCUCCGCAAAAUAUCUUUUCAUCAUCUUGCACGAUACUUAAGGCAAAGCUAUUUAUCGAUGGGCAAUGGGAUCACACUUGUAUGCAACUUCAAAAAUCGAGAGUCAAAGCGAUACAAGUUCUUGAAUCAACAGGAAUUGGAAUGGGGAUAAAAAUUUCUACAGGUUUUGAAAAAAGUCAAAACGUUAAAUUGGCCUCGAACAAAAUUUUAAGUAGCAUAUCAACAAUACCGGUGGCCGUUUUACACAUUCAUUAUCGACCAGAAAGUUGGUUACGUGCGAGAAAUAUUCUUAUUGAUGACAUCCCGGUAAAGAGUGAAAUAGGUAUUGAGGAUGAAUUCAAAAAUAUCAAGAAUGAGAGUUCGAUUAAACAGGAGUUUGAGGAUAUAAAGUAUGCAAACAAUAAUGAUGGGUGCCAAAAUUUAGUUAAAAGAGAAUUCGCCAGUAUUGAAGAAAGAAAACAUGAAGGAAAAGCUGAUGAUGGAAUAAAUUCAGAUGUAAUGAAGAAACGAUUUAAGGAAGAUGCGAAGUCUGAAAAGGAGGAUUAUUUGAGAAAUGAAUUAAAGCAGUACAAAACUUUAACGGUAGCGAAACGUGAUAUAGAUGUAACAUUAUUAAAACAGAGAAGAUUAGAACGUGAGAGUGGCGUUAAAAAUAAGACCUUGCUAAAAUUAAAGAGAUAA